GGCUUUUUCAAAGGCUUUUGAAUCAUCUUAUUGUUUGAUAGUAUUCGAAGCCCCAAACAUUCCUCACUGGACAAAAUGGUUUAAAUCUCCUUGCAAAAUAGUAUUCGUGCAAAAUAACGUUCAGUCGUUGCUAUUUUUACGGUAGAUUGUGAACCAGGCCUAAGGGGCACUCCACCCUUUUGUUAUAUGAUACUUGACUGUCGACGUCUUUGUCACAAUAUUCUUUUCCUGGGAGACAAUAAGGCAGUCUGCGAAGUCUGUGGAGGUUCAUUGUCCAAUUUGAAGUCUUAUUAUUCAACAUACACAAUCUUUUCCUGGGAGACUAUAAGGCAGUCUGCGAAGUCUGUGAAGUCUUAUUAUUCAACACACAUAAUGAAUAUAAUAAGUCCAACUCAUACUAGGUCUAUUGUCAACCAUGUUUUAAAAGAGGUUACUCGAGACCAACUCACGCCAAAGUUUUCUUAGCAAAAUGAACAAAUAUCAAGAACCCGAGAAAAAAUCCCACCAAGUAUUUUUAGAAGAUUUAUGGAGUCAGAUCGGUGGGUUUGGUCGAUAUCCUAUUUUUGUCAACGUCUUCAUGUGCUAUUUAACUAUGGUGACAAUCUUUCAACACUUCAUUCUUAUUUACUACGGCUCUCCUCCAAAUUAUCAAUGCGUAUCGAAUGAGCUGAAUGUUAGUAGUUCUUGUCGGAUCAACCAGUGUGGAUGUGAAAACUGUACCUACGUGUUUAUGACGGAUGAGUUCUCUAGUGUUGUCUCUGAGUGGAACCUUAUCUGUGACCGUGCGCACUUGGGAGCCAUGACGCAGUCUGUUUACGGUGCAGGGUUUUUCUUUGGUGCUGUUGGAUUUGGUAAAUUCUCUGACCACUUUGGAAGGAAGAAAGCUAUUUUUCUCAGCUUGUUUCUGAUAACUUCGUUCAGUUUGGGCUCCGCCUUCGCCAACAGUCUCAUCCUCUUUGCUGUCAUGCGUUUUGGUGCGGGUCUGGCCAGUGCUGGAUUGAUGACGAUAAGAUUGGUAUACUCUAUGGAAAUAUCGACGCUCAACCACCGUACUGCCAUCGCAAACAUCUCAAAUCUUUCCUUGAAUUUUGGGGCUGUUCUAUUGACGUUGGGGGCUUACCUGAUACAUGAUUGGCGCUAUUUGAUGCUGGCUAUCUCUCUGCCUGGCGUACCUCUAUUCCUGUUAUGGAAGUGGAUUCCAGAAUCUUUUCCGUGGCUCAUCGCAAAAGGAAGGCUCGAAGAAGCACAGGACGUCUUAGAAAGCUUCGCCUCAGCAAGCGGGGUUAAAGUCGAUUCUAACCAACUGGCCUCGACUAUCAAAGAAAUCAAGAUGGCGGACGCAAGUGCAGCUACCGGGAAGAGUAAAACUGGGAUACUGGAUCUUAUCAAGACCCCUAAAAUGAGAAAACGCACGUUUAUUUUAUGCUGGAAUUGGUUUGUUAAUUCUAUGGUAUUUUAUGGCAUCACUUUGAAUGCUAAAAAUCUUGGUGGAUCGUUUCAUCUCAGCGUAUUUUUCUUGCUUGUUGUUGGCAUUCCCGCUACUCUUUUUGCGUGGCUCCUUUUCAAAAAGUGUGGCCGUCGAUUUUCUUUCUCAGCAUUAAUGAUAUUUGGUGGUCUGGUCUGUUUCAUGGUCUUGGCUGUUCCAAAGAACACAGGUGAAAACCCAGCCAUCAAGGCCCUCGCUGUGAUUGGUGUCUUCUGUUUCAACGCAACAUUUGGUUGCGUAAGCAUCUAUACAUCUGAACUGAACCCAACUCUACUCAGGAAUUUUGCCCUUGGAGUUGGGUCAACGAUUUCUCGUUUGGGAGGAAUCAUCGCCCCGUACCUCGUGUUUCUUAACGACUUCUUACAAAAUCUACCAUUCACAAUCUUUGGAGUCUUGGCUUUAACUGCUGGUACUACAGCUUUGUUUUUACCCGAAACGCUCUACAGUCCCAUGCCCCAGACCGUGGAUCAACUGGAGUCCUGGGACGAGGAUUAUGGAGUUCCUUGCAGAAGGAGGAAUCGUUUGCAAGCAGCAGGAGAGUGCGUGCUGAAAGAAGUGCAGGGAAAGAAAGAAAUCGUUUGAUGUACAACAGACAAGAUGAGUGUCCGGAAUGGUGAAGUUUUUUGGGAAAGAUUACUAAUAUCUUAAUUAAGGGUUAAGUCAAUGCUAUUGUGUCCUUUAGCCAACUGAACAAUAGGACGUUUGUAUGAAUGUUUCAGUCGUAUCAUGGAAAGAAAAUAUACGAAAUAGAAAGGAAUAGAUCAUAAAGUUAAAUUGUCAAAAGAAUA
Molecule: messenger RNA, 2274 nt
Organism: Actinia tenebrosa (Australian red waratah sea anemone)
Lineage: Eukaryota; Metazoa; Cnidaria; Anthozoa; Actiniaria; Actiniidae
Product: solute carrier family 22 member 15-like
Biological process (GO): transmembrane transport
Cellular component (GO): membrane
Molecular function (GO): transmembrane transporter activity
Source: RefSeq, a predicted model, not a curated record